UAGAUGUAUGGCUUAUAUGAUGUCCUUGAUAUUUCCAUCGAAAAAAAAUCUUAAAAGAUAAAAACAAAAGAGAGAUGGUGAUAAUAAAGAAGUGAAGCUUCCGAGCGCCCACCGAUAAGUUUCGUGUUGUUGCAAGUGUCGAAAACAAGUGGCUGCUGGUCUUCAAAAUUAUCAUUUACUAAUCCAAUUAAAAUGGAAGAAAAAAAAAAGCAACCGUGUUUUAUAAACAGAAACUUUAGACCAAAUAAUACCCAUAAAUAACGCCAACACACCUAAAAAAAAUUAAAUCUCCCACGGCUUUAUACAACUUGACACACUUGGCACACGUCACACGCCUAUCUAUAAAUAGAAACCCUUUCGCCCACAGUUCUCUCAUUCAGUCUCUCCGAUUCAAACAAACAAAACAAACAAACAAAUAUAUUUUCUUUUGAUUAUAUCAUGAUGAAGAAUACUCAAGAACCUCAAUCAUCUUCGUCUUUCGUGAAGUUCUGUCGGAAACUGUCACCUAAGAGAAAAGAUUCACCAGCAGAAAGUACACAACACAACAUCAAUGAGGAUCAGGACAAGAACAAAGACUUAGAGGCUGUGUUUGCUUACAUGGACGCAAACAGAGACGGGAGAAUAUCUCCACAUGAGCUUCAGAAGAGUUUCAUGACAUUAGGAGAGCAGUUGUCUGACGAAGAAGCCGAAGCUGCGGUUAGAUUGUCUGAUACAGACGGAGACGGGAUGUUGGAUUUUCAAGAGUUUGCUCAGUUGAUCAAAGGAGAUGAUGAUCAGGAAGAUAAGAAGACUGAGCUCAAGGAAGCUUUUAGAAUGUAUAUAGCAGAAGGGGAAGAGUGUAUUACUCCGAGAAGCUUGAAGACGAUGCUAAAGAAGCUGGGUGAGUCAAGAACCACUGAUGAUUGUAGAGUUAUGAUUCGUGCUUUUGAUCUCAAUGCUGAUGGAGUAUUGAGCUUUGAUGAGUUUGCUCUUAUGAUGCGUUAAAGAGUUUAUUAUAGUCACUUGUAGCUUCUCUUUUUUCAUUGAUGUAUAUAUACAUACGGCUUGUGACGCAAUAAACAAGAUUGUUAUUUGAUUAAAAUCAAUAUUUAGACCUUUGUUAUACUUACAUGAGAUCAUAGAAUGAUGCAGCGAAUUUUAAAGAAAGUUUCAAUCUC
Messenger RNA from Brassica rapa (field mustard), 1157 nucleotides. RefSeq names its product calcium-binding protein CML38. Gene Ontology annotation, molecular function: calcium ion binding. NCBI's taxonomy places the organism in Eukaryota, Viridiplantae, Streptophyta, Magnoliopsida, Brassicales, Brassicaceae. The record is from RefSeq and is a predicted model, not a curated record.